UGGUACAAUAUAGUACAGUUAAUGGAACUAGAAACUUGGAUUUCACCAGUUUUUCCACUGAUGUCCAUUUUCUAUUUUAUAUUCCAGGAUCCAGUCAAGGAUCUCACACUGUGUGUAGCUGUCGCAUCUCCUUGGCUUCCUCAGACUGGGGCUGUUCUUCAGUCUUUCCUUUGUGUCAUGAUCUUGACACGUGAAGAGUCCCGAUCACGUAUUUUGUGGACUGUUCCUCAGUGAGCAAAAUGGACAGGACAUCCGAGAGCUCCCAGUCCAGAUUGCCAGACAACACUGCCUUGAAGCAGCAGCGAUUACCUGCCUACCGGCUGCAGCUCUCAGCCACCAAAGUCCUCUCUGGCUUUUUCGCCACAGGAGCAUUCUGCCUUGGCAUAGGCAUCGUCCUUAUAUUGUCUGCAAAGAGCAUCAAGGAGAUAGAGAUUAAUUACACAAAUAUAUGUGCAAAUUGUGCAGAACUGCGGGAAAAUGCCAUUAAUUUUGACAAAGAAUGCACCUGCUCCAUUCCUUUUUACCUGCCAGACACAAUGCAAGGUAAUGUUUAUAUGUACUACAAACUAUAUGGCUUCCAUCAGAACCUCUAUCGGUACAUUCUAUCCAGAAGUAAUAGCCAACUGAUAGGUAGAGAUGUAAAGGAUGUUGGAAACUGUGAUUCGUUCAGAAAGACCCACAACGGGACCCCCAUCUGUCCUUGUGGAGCUAUUGCCAACAGCAUAUUCAAUGACACCAUUAUUCUUUCAUACAGCCUCAACUCAUCUAUACGUAUCAAAGUCCCAAUGUUAUCCAGUGGAAUUACAUGGUGGACAGAUAAGUUCAUCAAAUUUCAGAAUCCAAGUUCCAAUAACCUUCCUAGUGCAUUUGCAGGAACUGCAAAGCCCCCCCACUGGCCUAAGCCUGUGUAUGAACUGGACGAAGAGGAUUCAGGAAACAGCGGCUUCAUCAACGAGGACUUCAUCGUGUGGAUGCGGACGGCUGCCUUCCCCACCUUCAAAAAGCUGCACCGUCGACUCAACCGGAUACAAUAUUUUACCGAAGGCUUGCCCGCUGGUAACUAUAGUUUCAACAUAACCUACAACUUUCCGGUAACCAGAUUCCAAGGACAAAAAUCUGUCGUUCUUUCCACCCUGACUUGGAGUGGAGGCAGUAGCCUUUUCUUAGGUCUUGCCUACACGGUGACAGGAGCCAUGACAUGGUUGGCCUCCUUUUCAAUGAUGGCCAUUCACCUGAUGCAGAAAGAAAAGAAAAUGUUCUUCUCCAGCUGCCAAGUCAAGCUUUAAAAAGAAAAGCAGAAAACGCAGAAAUGGAUGGUAAAGUAACGGAGCCAAAGAUUUCUGACAAGGCUUGAAGCGACUGGGCCAUUUUUCAUCGAGGGGAACUGCACCGAUGAACCAAGUACAAUCCCAGGUGGAUAAAUGAGGUAUUCAGAGUGAAGAAGAGGAGGUGGGGGAGGAAGAAGGAAAGGCAUAAUUAUGUAUAGUAAAAUGUCCCUGGGGAUUAUAAGUCAUUCUUUAGCU
Molecule: messenger RNA, 1523 nt
Organism: Artibeus jamaicensis (Jamaican fruit-eating bat)
Lineage: Eukaryota; Metazoa; Chordata; Mammalia; Chiroptera; Phyllostomidae
Product: cell cycle control protein 50C-like
Exons: 8
Coding region: 240-1286 (348 amino acids)
Biological process (GO): phospholipid translocation
Cellular component (GO): endoplasmic reticulum; Golgi apparatus; plasma membrane
Source: RefSeq, a predicted model, not a curated record